Euleptes europaea (tarantolino) is the source of this 2523-nucleotide messenger RNA. RefSeq names its product leucine carboxyl methyltransferase 2 (gene LCMT2). Bases 1 to 2523 code for a protein of 840 amino acids. Gene Ontology annotation, biological process: tRNA methylation; wybutosine biosynthetic process. The record is from RefSeq and is a predicted model, not a curated record. Gene Ontology annotation, molecular function: tRNA methyltransferase activity; protein binding. Lineage: Eukaryota; Metazoa; Chordata; Lepidosauria; Squamata; Sphaerodactylidae. The transcript has 18 exons.
AUGGGCCGGCGGCGUCGCCGGGAGGCGGCGGUCGCGGGCACCGGGGACAGCAGCGCCGCCAGCAAGAGGUCGGCCGCCCAGCUGGGCUACACCCGCGACCCCUUCGCCCCCCGCCUCGCCGCCCCCCGCCCGGCCCGGCGCCGCGCCCCGCCCAUCCACCGGGGCUACUACGUCCGGAGCCGAGCAGUGGACCACUGUGCGGGCGCCUUCCUGCAGGCCCCUGGAGGGCACAGGCAGAUCCUCUCCUUGGGCUCCGGCCUGGACUCGCUGUACUUCUGCCUGAAGGCCCGGGGGCUCCUGGGGGAGGCCGCCUUCUUCGAGGUGGACUUCCCGGACGUGGCGCGCCACAAAGCAGCCCUGAUCGCGACGCAGGGGGAGCUGGCCGCCGUGGCGGGAUGCAGAGCUUUGGAUCGGGAGUCAGGAGCUGUCCAUUUUGCAGGAGAAGAUUACAGGCUGCUGGGGGUGGAUCUUGCUGAGCUUCCAAAGCUGGAGGAAGCCUUGUCUUGUGCUGGCUUAGACCCCCAAGCGCCCACCAUGCUGCUGGCAGAAGUGGUGCUCACCUACAUGGAAGUCGAAAGAUCAGAUGCCCUGAUUCAGUGGGCAGCCAGGCAUUUCUCACAGGCGUGGUUCGUCCUCUAUGAGCAGAUCCAUCCUGAGGAUCCUUUUGGACACGUUAUGCAGAACCAUUUCAGACGGUGCAACUCACAGCUCUGCUCCUUGGCCCAGUACCCUGACCUGAAGGCCCAGCAAAUGCGUUUCCUGCAGAAGGGAUGGGCUGAAUGUCACGCCAUUGACAUGAAUGAGUUCUUUGCCUGCUUUGUCUCUGGAGAUGAGCGACGGAGGAUCCAGGCCUUAGAGCCCUUUGACGAGUUUGAGGAAUGGCACUUGAAGUGUUCCCACUACUUCAUCCUGGUUGCAUCGAGAGGAGAGGGGUUGCGUCGGGCUCCUGUGUUUCCUGGCGUGGAAGAGAAAGCAUUCCCUGGCUUUGCUGGGAUGGUUGCUGCGUCCGUUUGCGCUGCAGACAUGGGAAUCACCGGCCUGAGACGAUACGGCCACCGCUCCGUGCGCAUUGCACCACACGUGAUCCUUACCACAGGAGGUUUUGGUGACCAUGGUGGCCGUCAUUGCCGCCUGACUGACCUGCAUGCCCUGGUCAAGGAUGGAGAAAAAUGGACCAGUGGUGACGUCUGCCUGGCCAAGUCUGGGAACUCCUGGGACGGGCGGCUGUUCCACACAGUGACCCUUCUGCAGCCAGGCUGGGCCGUAGUGCUGGGGGGGCGCCUGUCCCCGGUGAGUCCUGCUCAGGAGGUUUGUGGCUUGAGAAUGCUGGAGGCAGAUGGUUCCUCCACCCCCCUGAGCUGCCCGGUUGUGGAGCUCACGCGACUGCCACCUGUUGAGGACCCAGCUUUGCCACGCUGGAGACAUACAGCAACGGAAGUUGUGCAUCGAGGGCAGAGAUACCUAUUUGUUUAUGGCGGCCGUGGCUCUGGGCAGUCUGUGCGGGCAGACUGGGGCUUCCUGCACGCGGAGGAGCUCCGUUGCCGACAGAUUCCUGUGGAGGGUCCAGUGCCCGUUGGCCGCCAUUCGCACAGUGCAUGCGGGUGGGCAGGCGGCGUUCUCAUUGCAGGUGGUCUGGACGCAAUGGAAAGGGCCCUGGGCAGCGUCCUGUGUCUGAAGCCAACGGAGAGUGGCUUCCAGUGGUGCCCUGUGGAGACCCAUCCCCCACUCACCCCAAGGUACUCACACACUGCUCAUGUGCACCGUGGGAAGCUGUUGCUGGUGGGCGGAGUCUGGUUUCAUGCUCCUUCAGUGCCUGGUGUGGCCGUGAUCGAUCUGGCAACAGGGUUCACCGCAGAAUAUGGCAUGGACACGGCAGGGCUGGAGUGGCCUCUGAUGUUACACAGCCACAGCAGUGUCUUCAUGCCGGAGGAGGAGGAGGUCCUCGUUAUGGGUGGCGGAGGCAACUGCUUCUCCUUCGGGAGUCAUUUGAACCGCCACCCCGUCCGUUUGGCCCUUGGGGAUAUCUUGACUGGGCUCUUGACAACCCCCGGUGCCAUAGCCAAGCGUUUCCACUUCUGCAUUGCUCCCGUCCCCAUCUGCUGUUGCCUGAACGGUGACUUUUCUGGGAUGCUUCUCCACUGGCUCAGAGAUGCUCAACCAUGGCCCAUGUUGUCACCCUUCGGGCCCUCCGCCGUGGAAUCCAAGAGCACAGUCAGCAUCCUGGACGACAUCGGCAGCAUGUUCGACGACCUCGCGGACCAGCUGGAUGCCAUACGAGCACACCGGAACCUCUUCACCUAUGACAUAACUCAGACUCCAGAGACCUCCUUGGCUGGUAUUGCUGUCGUCCAGCAUGGGUACUCGGCCUACAACGUUGACGUGGGGUGGUGUGAGAUCCAGAACAGUACAAGCACCCGAGAUCGUUCGGAGGUCAAGGAACGAGAAGAGCUCCCACAUUUCAGGAUGGGAAGACUGAACUUCCAGAGUUCAGGCCUCGUAUGCCUCAAAGUUCCACCCGUAUGA